Molecule: messenger RNA, 2124 nt
Organism: Aspergillus puulaauensis
Lineage: Eukaryota; Fungi; Ascomycota; Eurotiomycetes; Eurotiales; Aspergillaceae
Product: ATP-binding cassette long-chain fatty acid transporter PXA2
Exons: 4
Coding region: 1-2124 (707 amino acids)
Biological process (GO): long-chain fatty acid import into peroxisome; fatty acid beta-oxidation; peroxisome organization
Cellular component (GO): peroxisomal membrane
Molecular function (GO): ATP binding; ABC-type transporter activity; long-chain fatty acid transmembrane transporter activity
Source: RefSeq, a predicted model, not a curated record
AUGGCAGCCCAAUCGAAACUACUCCCCCCCGAACGCUCUGUACGGCAGGUCUUCUCCAGUCUCGCAUCAUUAUACCUUCGCAACCGCACAAAAAUAUCCCGUGCAGUUUAUUUAUCCCUCUUCGUGGCCCUCGCCAAGCGCAUCCAUAAUGCCAUCUCCGAGCAGAAGGCAGCCUCCCAGCAUCAGGUGGAUCUGCGGAAGAAGCCAGGGACCAGCAGUCUCGCGGACGGUGGCGAGAACCCACGGAAGAAGGUCGGCGUGAAUCGCGAAUUUUUCAGAAACCUGGCUCGUUUGCUGAAGAUUGUAAUACCGAGCUGGCGGAGUAAGGAACUACGGCUGCUGAUGAGCCACAGCGUUUUCCUGGUACUGCGGACUCUGCUCAGUUUGUAUGUGGCUGAGCUGGAUGGGAGACUUGUCAGUAACUUGGUGCGAGGGAAGGGAAAGGACUUCCUUUUGGGGCUGGUGUGGUGGAUGAUUGUUGCGGUGCCUGCGACUUUUACGAACUCUAUGCUUUCUUAUCACCAAUGCAAGCUCGCACUCAGCUACCGCAAGCGUCUUACCGACCACAUCCACGAGAAAUACCUGUCUAAUAUGACCUUCUAUGCGAUUUCGGCCUUGGACGACCGAAUCAAGAAUCCUGACCAACUUAUCACCGUCGAUGUAACUCGAUUUUCCGACAGCCUGGCGGAGCUUUAUUCGAAUCUCGCCAAACCAAUUCUAGACAUGGUUAUCUACAACUACUCUCUUUCGAAGAGUGUCGGUGGUGAAGGCCUCUUCAUUAUGAGCCUCUUGGUUCAAUUAUCUGCAAAUGUCAUGCGGGCACUAACACCGCCAUUCGGCAAAUACGUCGCCGAUGAGGCUCGUCUCGAAGGAGAAUUCAGAUUCCUCCACUCGAGAUUAAUCGACUACAGCGAGGAAAUUGCUCUAUACCAUGGCCACGACGCGGAGAAGGACACGCUGGAUAAGGGUUACUUCACUCUCAUAAAGCAUGUGAAUCGCAUUCUGCGGAGGCGCUUAUACCAUGGGUUUAUGGAGGAUUUCGUUAUCAAAUACUUCUGGGGUGCGCUCGGCUUGAUUUUGUGCAGUGUCCCGGUAUUUUUUAGAAUUCCUGGUCAAGUCACUCAGACUAUGGGUGACCGUACAGAAAGUUUUGUUACAAACAGGCGAAUGUUGCUUUCCUCCUCGGAUGCCUUUGGCCGUCUAAUGUUCUCCUACAAGGAGAUUUCUGAAUUAGCAGGCUUUACAGCACGUGUCUCGUCGCUGAUGGAAGUCAUGGACGACCUUCUGGCCGGACGGUUCGAGAAGAAACUCGUCUCAUCAGCAUCCACAGAAGAAAACGCAGCUGUCCUAUCCGGCCGCGGCCAAAUCGAAGAAAGCGACUCAAUUGAGUUCACUGAUGUCCCCAUCGUCUCGCCCAACGGCGACGUGCUCGUCCGCAAACUCAGCUUCACCGUCCAACCCGGCGACCACCUCCUAAUAGUCGGCCCCAACGGCUGCGGCAAAUCAUCCCUCUUCCGAAUCCUGGGAGGACUCUGGCCCGUCUACGGUGGCCGCGUCAAGAAACCGCGCUUCGACGAAAUCUUCUACAUCCCGCAACGGCCCUACCUGUCCCGCGGCACUCUCCGCCAGCAGGUCAUCUACCCCGAUGGCGUGCGCGAAAUGCGCGCAAAGGGAAUCACCGACGACGACCUAUAUGAGAUCCUCUCCAUCGUUGAAAUCGCCUCCGUCGUCGACCGUCCUGGCGGGUGGGACGCCGAGGAAGAAUGGCGAGACGUCCUCUCCAUCGGUCUUCAGCAGCGGAUCGCAAUGGCACGACUGUUCUACCAUCGCCCGAAAUUCGCGAUUCUGGACGAGUGCACGUCCUCUGUCACACUUGAGAUCGAGCGCGUUAUGUAUGAGACUGCGAAGAAACUGGGCACGACGCUCAUGACGGUUUCGCAUCGUCGCAGUCUGUGGAAGUACCACAAAAUGAUUCUGCAGUUUGAUGGGCAGGGCGGAUACAUCUUUACCGGCCUAGACUGGGAGAAGAGGAUGACGCUGGAAGAUGAGAAGGAAGAACUCGAUCUUCAUCUGAGGACUAUCCCGGAACUGCAGAAGCGAAUGGCGGAGUUGACUUCGUCGUAG